Dothidotthia symphoricarpi CBS 119687 is the source of this 780-nucleotide messenger RNA. RefSeq lists its product as uncharacterized. The coding region runs from base 1 to 780 and encodes 259 amino acids. The record is from RefSeq and is a predicted model, not a curated record. The transcript is spliced from 3 exons. Lineage: Eukaryota; Fungi; Ascomycota; Dothideomycetes; Pleosporales; Dothidotthiaceae.
AUGUCAUUCCAUUCACCAGCCUUUACAGCCGCUCCAUUGAGCAAAUGGAACGGGUCGACAGAAAGGUACUUCCGGCCAGCUAGUAUCUUCUCGUACACGCCCAAGACCGCAUCAGAGUCUUACUCCGCUUGCGCUACCCGCACUAUGCCUGGCUCGCCUAAGCCUUCGUCCUAUCGGAGCCUGGCCCAUAGACCAAUCGCCUACCCGCCCGCACGCUGUGCUAUGAAUAUCACCAAGUCGAGUGCACCCACUUACCACUCUCAUGCGCACAAAUUAUAUGUCAAGGGCACCAAGGGACUGAUAAUCGAACACACCGUCACCACUCCAGUCAUCGAUAUCGCCGAGGAUGGACAGACCGCAAAGGGUGUUUGGAUAUCUCCUGGCCACGAGACCUUCCCAACAGACGAGGGAGAGCGGGCAAUGGAAGAUCUGGCAUCUCCAUGUUCUGACUACCUUUCGAAUCACUUCAACCAGGACUGGUUCGAUGUCGCAAUGAAUCGUCCCGAACAUCUACCUGGGGAAGGAGAACCCAUGGAAAGUAUUGGCGCUGCCGACCGCGGAGUCAGCUUCAACGAGCCAUACUAUCCAUCGCGCGCUCCAGCUUACCAGCCAGUUCCUCCUGACCCAUACAACACCUGGGAGGACACUUUCAGCUGCAUGGAUCUCUAUGAGUACCCUUCCAUGGUCAACUACGACCCAACAAAGCCAGUUGGGGUCGAGGAAGCAAAAGACACGACAUCGUCUUUUAGAAGUGGGCGUAUGAAGGUUUGGGUCAGUUGA